ACCGAGUCUGGCCACACUGUCGCUUUUUGUCAGAUUCGAUUUUGUAUGCUGUAGAAGCCGAAAAUCCGUGUAAUUACACCCCCUUUGCUACACCGGUGACCAUGAAAUCUCUUGUGUUAACAACACUUUCAAUUUUUCUUGGCCUAUUUUUCAUCUUCGUGGGAUCUAUGAAGGUUACUCCCAAUAUAAAUCGGGAAAUGCACCGCGAAAUCAGGCGAAACUUCGUGCAAUACUCAAAAGUGUUUCCAACAACGAAAUACAUGGGCCUCAAGGUGAGCCCGAAAUGGUACCGCCUUGUGGUUGGCUGGGCUGAAGUAGUGUGCGGCACUACCUUAGUUCUUGUUCCAGGGAGGGUGAAACAAGUAGCCAAUGUGGUCCUUCUCAUUCUCAUGUUGGGAGCCUUGUACACUCACGCUGCUCUCCAAGACAAGUUUGAGCGCAUGGCUCCCUCAAUCGUCUUCACUCUCAUGUUGGGCUGCAGGCUCGUCGUCUACUACCAAGUUCGGCGUCGGCAUCAAGCGGAGGAGUCUCGUAACAUCGAGAAGACCGCGAAGCAAGAUUAAGGAUUAUCGCCACAUAGGAACUCAACAUUUCGCACUCUGGGCCCUUGGAAGUCGCGCAUUUAAGGGGGGCAAAGUGCAAACGGCAACAUCGUCGCCCUUGAAAAUACGAGCUACAUCUGCAGAUUGGUUUCGUCUAGCUUUGCAGAAUUUUACAGCGCGGAACAUUAUUUCACACAGGUUUUUAGUUUUGUGUAGUAGGAAACGCAAGUAAGCACUACUUUGAGUUCUGCCUAUGUGGCAACUACUCAUGAGGUUGCCCACUAUGAUAGGUAGAUAGAUAGAUAAAUUUAUUUCACACUCAAGGUGUUGGAAAUCAGGGCAAAAAAGCCAUGUGGCUUGACUAGGCCCUGACUCCCUUACAUUACAUUCAAUACUUCAUAUAAACCAACAAAGAAUAAAAAUCCGUGCAGUCCUAAUAACAAAAAUACAACGUGCAACCAGAAAAACAAAAAAAUUUUACAAUAAAGAGCUGUUUCAUAUUAUAAUCUGACAAAGCAAAGAUAUCAAUAUCAAUAGAAGCCAACAUAUUUAACAGGAUGACGUCUUAAUUAUUUCAGUUUAUUCCAGUCGCAUUUCUCAUAAAAGGGAAAUGAAGGGAGAGAAAUAUCAUGGAAUGUCUUCCCCUCCCCUUCAGUUUAUUCCAGUCAUGUUUCUCAUAAAAGGGAAAUGAAGGGGCAGAAAUAUCAUGGAAUAUCUUUCCAUCCCCCUCUAUUUUCUGUCACGUUUUCCUUGUUCCUCCCAAGUGCCGCUCGACCAAUGAUUUCUAAGUCAUUUUGUGUAACCUCCGAAGUAGUAUACGACAACGUGUGCAGGACAACGUGUUGGAAACACAGAUUGUUGCUGUUAUACAGGGUUGAGAUUAAUAUGAUUGCAAGAACAGAAACUGGUAGCUCUUGCAUAAAGGAAUGCAAUGUCGUUCAUUACCAUUUCAAGUAUGUAGUGUGAUCUUGCCGGGUAACUUCACCGACUUCAUGCUUCUAUAGACAUCAGACACGUUCACUCGGCGUGUCCAACCUUGGUUGUAGUUUGUAAGGGAUGGUACCUUGCUUUCCAACAAUGUUUGCCAUUCAUGCAACAGUUGCAUUCGGACGGUUAGAGACCUUCCAGCAUCCUCUACGGAGUAGAGAAACAUGUUCCAUUUCUUUGUACAUAUGCAUUACAAGCAGCUCGUCCAAUGCAUGGGCUGAUCGACAUCUCGUACAAUUUUUCAAGGUCUUAGAUUGCGCGUUACUUCUUCUCUUCGCAAUACAGGACUCCUCCAGUCAUUGCAUUUCUUUGCAGUAACUGAACUUAAUCACCAUUAACAAAAUAACUCAUUUAUUAUCGUCAGAUAAGAAACGGAUCUCAGACCAACAGUAUUAUCAUGUCAGUUCAAGAACAUCUCGUAGUGAACGAUUUAGAAUAGAAUUUCCUUCGGCUUGUAGUGAGCAAUGAGAAGGCAGACCUCUCGACUACUGUGACAUAUUUUUUUUAAGUUGCACAGGAACUUUCCAAACGUGGGUCAGUUUUUUGUUGUUUUAUUUUUGGUUUAUCUGUCAGCACACUUUUACUUAGAGAGUAGGCUAACACUGAGCCCAGUUGUACUGACAUUGUUUGCUCAUGACCAAUUGCUUUUCAUCAUUUUUCAACUGAGCAUCUCAUUGGUGUAUCACAUCACAAUCUUGCAUGUGCCUUCUGAUUUCAGUUUGUCUUCGAUACCACCAAAAGCCUCCGGGAGAAACUUCGGGAGGUUUGUGCAUGUAGCUAAGGUUUUUUGUUAGUAUUUACUUAUUUGUUUGUAUGUAUCGUGUGCUACUAGUCUUUUUGUGUGUAGAGCUUCUUCCAAGUGUUCACUCUAUCCUUUGAUUUGUGUAGCUUAUUUAAAUCUUUUUUUUUUUUUUUUUUUUAAUGAUCUAGUCACUUAAGCUGCUCAAUUGUGUUUUAGUUCUAGAGGUGGCAAUUUCGAGCAUCCACGGCCAUACAUGAAGCAGUUGUGCUACACAGUAGAUGCUUCUAGUAACCGCAAAACUUAAUAUAUGCAUGCACAAUAGAAUCCUAGUCAGGCAGUUCUCAGCCAUUAUUUGCACUGUAGCGUGUUGCAGCUUUCAUAACAGACAAUAAAAAGACACUUGUAGAAAUGUUGGUCAUCAUAUCUACUAUGUAUACUGUUUGUACCAAUACACACAACUGAAUCACAAUACCCUUCUCUGUCCAACAGUGUGUGUGUAUGCAUUAACAGUACAGCACAAUCAUAAAGCAAACAUAAUGCCC
Molecule: messenger RNA, 2813 nt
Organism: Ornithodoros turicata
Lineage: Eukaryota; Metazoa; Arthropoda; Arachnida; Ixodida; Argasidae
Product: novel acetylcholine receptor chaperone-like
Exons: 3
Coding region: 102-563 (153 amino acids)
Biological process (GO): chaperone-mediated protein complex assembly; positive regulation of protein localization to cell surface
Cellular component (GO): endoplasmic reticulum
Source: RefSeq, a predicted model, not a curated record